AUGGCUCCUCGUUUUUGGACAGCUCUUUGGGCGCUCACUCUUGGCCAUGCUGCCAUCGCCGCGCCGCAGGUUCCUGUGGUUCCUCGUGCGACAGGUGAUUUGAAUACCUGGUUGGCAUCUGAGGCCGUGUAUGCAAGACAGGGUAUCUUGAACAACAUCGGAUCGGCUGGUGCCUAUGCUGGAAAUGCUAAGCCAGGCAUUGUAAUCGCCAGCCCAAGUACCUCCUCGCCUGACUACUUUUAUACUUGGACUCGUGACUCGGCCCUCGUCUUCAAGACCUUGGUCGAUAUGUUCAGAAACGGCGACACUGAUUUGUUAACCGUUAUUGAAGAAUAUAUCAACGCGCAGGCCUAUCUCCAGACGGUGUCCAAUCCAUCUGGAAGUCUUUCCGGCGGUGGUGGAUUGGCAGAGCCCAAGUUCAACGCCGAUGAGACAGCUUUCACUGGCUCUUGGGGUCGUCCCCAGCGUGAUGGCCCAGCCUUGCGAGCCACUGCACUGAUUUCGUUUGGCCAAUGGCUUAUUGCUAAUGACUACACCAACUAUGCGACCAACAUUGUCUGGCCCGUUGUGCGCAACGAUCUCUCCUAUGUUGCCCAGUACUGGAAUCAGACCGGAUUUGAUCUCUGGGAAGAAGUUCAAGGCUCAUCGUUCUUCACCAUCGCGGCUCAACACCGCGCCUUAGUUGAGGGAAGCACAUUCGCGAAGCAAGUCGGUUCUUCAUGUUCGUACUGUGACUCUCAGGCUCCCCAGGUUUUGUGCUUCCUACAGUCUUUCUGGACUGGGUCUUACAUUCUUGCCAACUUUGGUGGUGGCCGUUCUGGCAAAGACGCCAAUACUCUACUCGGCAGCAUUCAAACUUUUGAUCCAGAGGCAGGAUGCGACGAUACCACAUUCCAGCCUUGCUCAGCUCGGGCACUCGCAAACCACAAAGCUGUGACUGAUUCAUUCCGAUCAAUCUACAAUGUCAACUCUGGUCUCGGCGCGGGUAAAGCUGUUGCUGUUGGUCGAUACCAAGAGGACUCAUACUACAAUGGUAACCCUUGGUACCUCUGCACUUUGGCUGCUGCGGAGCAGCUGUAUGACGCUAUUUACACAUGGAAUCGUCAGGGCUCCUUGACAAUUACCUCUGUCUCUUUGAGCUUCUUCAAGGAUCUGUAUGGUUCUGCUGCGACCGGUACCUACGCAUCGUCCAGUGAUACAUACGCAGCUAUUGUGAGCGCUGUCAAGACAUAUGCGGAUGGAUAUGUUAGCGUUGUGGAAAAAUACGCUCCGGCUAGUGGCUCCUUGGCCGAGCAAUUCGCUAGGGCAGAUGGCACGCCGCUUUCAGCUCGUGACUUGACUUGGUCCUACGCAGCGCUGCUUACCGCCAACGAGCGCCGAAAUUCCAUAGUUCCUGCACCAUGGGGUGAGACAUCUGCCAACAGUGUCCCCGGCCAGUGCCAAUAUACUUCGGCUAUUGGUACUUACAUCACUGCAACCAACACCGCCUGGCCUGCCACUUUGACCAGUGGAGCAGGCGGUAGCGUGACUACCACUAAAACUCCCGGUGGAACUGCCACCACGACGACUACCACUACCACAACAGCAUGCACCGUUCCCACCUCCGUUUCAGUGACAUUCAAUGUGAUUGCCACUACUGUAUAUGGCGAGAAUAUCAAGCUCGCGGGAUCUAUCUCUCAGCUUGGCACCUGGGCUCCAGCCAGUGCUAUUGCACUGAGCGCUUCUUCGUACACUACUAGCAAUCACCUGUGGUUCGUGAAUGUGGCACUCCCAGCUGGUAGCACAUUUAGCUACAAGUAUAUCCGAGUGUCGAGCUCUGGCGCUAUCACAUGGGAGAGCGACCCGAACCUGUCGUACACUGUUCCUGCCCAGUGUGGUACUAAUUCUGUCACGAUUAGUGAUACCUGGAGGUAA
Messenger RNA from Penicillium vulpinum, 1914 nucleotides. Its product is annotated as putative glucan 1,4-alpha-glucosidase. The record is from RefSeq and is a predicted model, not a curated record. Gene Ontology annotation, molecular function: starch binding; glucan 1,4-alpha-glucosidase activity. Gene Ontology annotation, cellular component: fungal-type vacuole. NCBI's taxonomy places the organism in Eukaryota, Fungi, Ascomycota, Eurotiomycetes, Eurotiales, Aspergillaceae. Gene Ontology annotation, biological process: polysaccharide catabolic process. The transcript has 5 exons. The coding region runs from base 1 to 1914 and encodes 637 amino acids.